This is a messenger RNA of Hordeum vulgare subsp. vulgare (domesticated barley), 1110 nucleotides long. Its product is annotated as protein CONSERVED IN THE GREEN LINEAGE AND DIATOMS 27, chloroplastic-like. The coding region runs from base 179 to 961 and encodes 260 amino acids. Lineage: Eukaryota; Viridiplantae; Streptophyta; Magnoliopsida; Poales; Poaceae. The transcript has 4 exons. The record is from RefSeq and is a predicted model, not a curated record.
AGUCGACUCAGCGCACACGGCACGAGCACGGAGACGCAGCCACGCAAAAACCGCGACCGGGCCAGCCGAACCUCCGCUCCAACUCCAAGCCCAAGCCGCCGCUGUUGCUUCCGGUUCGCCACCACUCGCUCGGUCGCUCCGCCUGCCGCACCUGCACUGCGUCCCCCUUCCCUUCCCCAUGGCCUCCGCCUCGCCCUCCCUCCACGCCCCCCGCCUCCUCCCGCUCCUCCCGAACCCCGCCCCGAGGCUCGCCGGGCCCCGGCGAUGGCCGCGGAGGCGCCUCGCGACGGCGAAGGCGCAGGCGGUGCCGCCGUCGCGGAACGGGAGCUCGGCGGGGACGGACUGGUGCCCGGUGCCCCCGGAGCAGCGGCCGGUGAACGAGUACGAGGCGCUGGCCGCGUCGCUGCCCUUCUCCUGGGCGGCGGGCGACCUGGUGCUCUACUGCUCCCGCCUCGCCUUCACGGGGGCCGCCUUCGCGCUCUUCGUCGGCCUCCCCGUCGCGGCCUUCGGCGGCCGCGGGGGCGCCGGCGGCGACGCCCUGCACCUCGCGCUCGGGGCCACCGGCUCCGGCAUCCUCGCCGUCACGCUCGCCGUCGUGCGGAUGUACCUCGGCUGGGCCUACGUCGGGAACCGCCUGCUCAGCGCCACCGUGGAGUAUGAGGAGACGGGAUGGUACGACGGCCAGAUAUGGGUUAAAACGCCAGAAGUGUUAGCUCGUGAUCGUCUUCUCGGAUCAUUUUCUGUGAAGCCGGUGCUGAAGAGGGUGAAGUUCACCCUGGUGGGUCUGGCGGUGUCGCUGACCCUCUGCAUCCUCCUCUACGCCAACACGGAGAAGCCGAGGGAGCCGCUGGAGAACCCCGCCGGCGGGAGGGCCGUCCCCGGGGUGUACAGCGACGCCGCCGCGAGGUCCUUCGAGCCCGACGCGUUCUGCGGGGAGCCCGACCUCGGCGACCAGCCGUAGCUGUAAUUCUGUAAAUGGUGGUACAUCCCAUAGCAUCCAUCUUGUUCAUCAGGGUGAAGGCGAUGUAAAUAUCUAGCCGUACAUAGCGAUAGUCCAUACGAAAAAUUGAAAUCCCUUGUACGUAGUAUAGUUUGUGUAGCUGUUGGUCC